AUAUACACCAAAUAUAAAUAUGUGUUACCCAUCUAGACAUUCCAACAGUUCUCUAAUACCGAAAAUAGCACAGAGAAAAUCAAUCCAAGAAAAGGUAUGGGGAAGGAGAUGAGCAUUGAAGCAGCCGAGCAAGAAAUGAUGAAUAGCAGUAGCAAUAUAACAUCACCUGUAUUACCUGUGCUGUCAUUGAACCACGUCUCCUUUGUCUGCAAAUCAGUCGAGAAAUCUGCUCAGUUCUAUCAACAAGUCCUGGGAUUUGUCCUUAUCAAAAGACCCUCCUCCUUCAAAUUCGAAGGGGCCUGGCUGUUCAACCACGGGAUAGGGAUCCACUUACUGCAAGCAGAGAAAGCCAACAAACAGAAGGGGGAUAUCAAUCCACGAGACAAUCACAUAUCUUUCCAAUGUUCAGACAUGAAUCUCAUAAUUCAUCAGCUGGAAGAGCUGAGGAUAGAGUAUGUGAAAGCUGUGGUAAAGGAAGGCGGGAUAAUAGUUGACCAGAUAUUCUUCCAUGAUCCAGAUGGAUACAUGAUUGAAAUAUGCAACUGCCAGAAUCUACCAGUUCUUCCACUCUCGGCCUGUCCCAUGAAGAAGGUGCAAAUUACAAAUUCCUCUUUACACGUAGCCAGUAGCAUGAAUUUGGCAAUGGAGAAGUAGAAGCUUUCAUGAUGGAGAAUCGGGCAAAGGACAUAGUGAGUAACUCUAUGUAAGAGGCCACACAAAUAUCAUUUCUUUCAUAAGUGUAUGCUACAGUGUUGUUUUGAGUUGAGGAAAUGAAAAGUUAUCAA
Molecule: messenger RNA, 785 nt
Organism: Andrographis paniculata
Lineage: Eukaryota; Viridiplantae; Streptophyta; Magnoliopsida; Lamiales; Acanthaceae
Product: glyoxylase I 4-like
Exons: 3
Coding region: 97-654 (185 amino acids)
Source: RefSeq, a predicted model, not a curated record